AUGCCAACUCAUGUUACAGAGGAGGUUGACAAACUGCUGAGUUAUAUGCUUGAAAGAGUCUAUACUGUAGAAUCUAUGGAGGGUGAAUCAAGAAACAUUUCAUGGACUGCCGAAUAUUUUCCACGAAGUGGAUUUUACUUCAUUCUCCAUGAAUAUAACGGUACAGUUUCAACAGUAAUAAGGAUAGAAAAUGCUGAUCCGCCACCGACUAAAAAGUAUAUAUAUCACACCCGACCAUUCUAUUCUGUAAACAUACUGUUAGAGGUCAGAAACAUAACAGUGGAAGAUGCCGGAUAUUACGUAGGAGGUCCUGCAGCGGCGGAUGCCUGGAAAGGAGAAGGAGUUGCUCUUACUGUUUCUGGAAGGCCUGUGAAACCAAUAAUAACAGGAAAACUUAAUGUCAAGGUGGGAGACUACGCCUUCUUGAAAUGUGAAAGUAGAUCUACGUCUGCUCCAUACUAUUACAAGAAGUUUCCGCCAUUGUCAUAUUCAUGGUUUGUCAACAACACCAAGCUACACAGAGAGGAUAGAGAGACCUACAGCUUUACUGUCACCAAAGAUGUUAAAUACAACCGAUAUAACUGUCAGGCAAAAGAAAUUCUUGAAUCAGACAAAAGUGAUGAAAUUCGGAUAAACCCUUUAUGUAAGUAUAAUGAUUAG
This is a messenger RNA of Saccostrea echinata, 660 nucleotides long. RefSeq lists its product as uncharacterized. The record is from RefSeq and is a predicted model, not a curated record. NCBI's taxonomy places the organism in Eukaryota, Metazoa, Mollusca, Bivalvia, Ostreida, Ostreidae. The transcript has 3 exons. Bases 1 to 660 code for a protein of 219 amino acids.